This is a messenger RNA of Punica granatum (pomegranate), 2418 nucleotides long. The record is from RefSeq and is a predicted model, not a curated record. Lineage: Eukaryota; Viridiplantae; Streptophyta; Magnoliopsida; Myrtales; Lythraceae.
AGAGUAAAAUGUAAAACAAAACCGGACCGGACGUUCCCAUCCCAUCCCAUCCCAUCCCAUCUGAUAUCUCCACGCAAAGGCAGGGGAAAGAAGCGUAGACUAGACUCUUUGUUGUCUGUCUUCCCUUCCCUCGAUCAACGAGAAGCCCUCCGACGACACGUCGCAGCGCCUCCUCCUGCGGACCACCUCUUCCCUCCCCUUACCAUAGCAUGAAUGAUCCCUCCUCCUAGUCCUCCGUGGUCGUCGUCAUCAUCUCACUUUCACUGCCUUCAGAUUGAUGGAUCGAUUGAUUGAUUGAUUGAUUUCCCAUCAGUCAGUCAGUCAGUCAGUCAAGUCCACCUCUUCCUCUGCUUUCUCGAGGCUCGGCCCCGCUCCGCUUGAGCUCCCUCCGCCAACGCCAACCCCAACCCCAACCCCAAGAUGAUGGGCGCCGAGAACCAGGGUUUCGAGGAAGCACACCUCUACGCUUCCAAGGAAGAGAUGGAGUCUCUCGUCCUCGAUGAGCCCCCGUCUCCCAACGCCAACGGCAACGGAAACGCCAACAGCAAAUCCUUCUCCAAUUACCGCAGCGCCAUGUCCUCCCUCCCCGAUUCCCACCACCCUCUCUCCGCUUCCGCUUCCACUUCCGCUUCCACUUCCGCCCUGGCGAUCCCUGCCGACUCAGAUCCAUUGCUCGCCCCCCCUCCCUAUCCCGAGGAGCUCCAUAGCCCUACCUCCCACGACAACUCCUCCUACAUCGAGCCCCCCUCCUACGCCGACGUAAUCUUCAGCCCUUUCGAUGGGGAAGACAUCAACGGCCUGGAGAGCCCUAGCAGGACCUCCGACAUUACUCCCGCGAGCUUCUCUCGAUCUUCGUCCUCCACCGGCGAGUACAUCAGAAUCACCGUCUCCAACCCCCAGAAGGAGCAGGAGACCUCCAAUUCCAUCGUCCCUGGGGGUAACACGUACGUCACCUAUCUGAUCACUACUAGGACCAACAUACCCGAGUUCGAGGCCACCGAAUUUAGUGUCAGGAGGCGAUUUAGAGAUGUGGUCACGCUAUCCGAUAGGUUGGCAGAGUCGUACAGGGGAUUCUUCGUCCCGCCGCGCCCUGAUAAGAAUGUCGUGGAGAGUCAGGUGAUGCAAAAGCAGGAAUUCGUGGAGCAGAGAAGGGUGGCGCUGGAGAAGUACUUGAUGAGAUUAUCGGAGCAUCCCAUGAUUCUGAAGAGCGAUGAAUUCAAAGUGUUUCUGCAGGUUCAGGGUAAAUUACCGCUCCCAACGAGCACAGAUGUUGCUUCGAGGAUGCUCGAUGGAGCAGUCAAGCUUCCAAAGCAGCUGCUGGGGGAGACCGUGGUGGCACCCCAUGAGGUCGUGCAGCCGGCUAAAGGGGGGAGAGAUCUGCUGAGACUGUUCAAGGAGCUCAAGCAAUCGGUGGUUAAUGAUUGGAGCGGUUCAAAACCACCCCUUGUCGAAGAGGAUAAGGAGUUCCUGGAGAGGAAGGAUAGGGUGCACGAUCUGGAGCAGCAACUCAGCAACUCUUCUCAACAGGCUGAAUCACUUGUUAAGGCUCAGCAAGACAUGGGAGAAACGAUGGGAGAGUUGGGUUUAGCUUUCAUCAAGUUGACUAAGUUCGAAAAUGAGGAGGCAGUAUUCAAUUCUCAGAGGGCGAGGGCAGUGGACAUGAAGAAUUUUGCCACUGCUGCUGUUAAAGCGAGCAGAUUUUAUCGGGAAUUGAAUUUGCAUAUGGUUAAGCACUUGGAUACGCUCCACGAGUACUUGGGGCUCAUGCUUGCUGUUCACAGUGCCUUUUCGGAUCGCUCUAGUGCCUUGUUGACCGUCCAGACUCUUUUGACAGAAUUAUCUUCACUACAAUCAAGGUCAGAAAAACUGGAAGCAGCUUCAUCGAAGAUAUUUGGUGGUGACAAGACGAGAAUUCGCAAGAUGGAGGAGUUAAAAGAAACUUUAAGAGUCACCGAGGAUGCUAAAAAUGUGGCGAUCAGAGAAUAUGAACGCAUCAAGGAAAAUAAUAGGACUGAACUUGAAAGGCUCGACAAGGAAAGGCACGCUGACUUUUUGAAUAUGUUGAAGGGAUUUGUGGUUAACCAGGUGGGAUAUGCUGAAAAGAUUGCAAAUGUUUGGGGGAAGGUCGCAGAGGAGACAAGUGGGUAUGUGAAAGAGAGCAUCUGAACUGUAAAUUCGAUCUUAAAACCUUUUCACCCUCUUUACUUGUAAUUCUAUUCGUGUACUCCUUAGGGAUCUGCUCAGGACAUUUUGUCAUUAAUAAUGUUUAACACUAGAAAUUUAGGCAUCCUCUUUUCUGAGAAACGGAACAAAGAAAUGGAGAUGAAAAUUUGUAUUUGCAACAAAGGCUGUUACAUGAACCUGGCGCUCAUUGAAGUUGAGUUGGUAUAUGUAUACAUUUUUUGAUGUUUUGGGACA